GGGCCAAGUUCUUCAAGAAACCGGGUGGCAAUCUUGCCAGGUCUUACCAGCCCGGAUCUAUGAUGUCUCUGGCCCCUACCAAGGGAUUGUUAAAUGAGCCAGGCCAGAACAGCUGCUUCCUCAACAGUGCAGUUCAGGUACUUUAUAUACCCUAAGCCAAAGUUGCAUAACCAUGUCUAUAUUACAGGCAUAGUAACUUAAAACUUAGUUUUAUUUUUUUUGCUAUUCAGAAUUUAUCAGUGUUAUGUUUUAAAAUUACUUCAAUGGAAUGUGACAAAUAUAUUAUUAUACAGUGCCGUCAUGGUAAUGCCAUGCUUUUUUGGACAAGUACUUUAGAUUUACCAUAGUAAAAUGUAGUAAAAUAUAUUAUAUGUUUUUGAACUUUAGUAAAUAUUAAAGUAUACUAUAGUAUUUACUGUAGUAAAAUGAACAGUACAGGAAUUGUAUCACAGUAUUUACUAUAGUAAAAACCGAAGUAAUAUUCUUAGAUACUCUAGUGUUUUUGAAGCUUACCAUAUUAUACUAUACUAUUACUGUAUUAAAAUGUAAAGUACAAGAAUUUUAUUACAGUUUUUACUAUAGUAAAUAGUUCUUAGAUACCAUAUUAAGUGUUAAAGUAUACUAUAGUAUUAACUGUAGUAAAAACUGUAGUAAAAUUGCCAGGUACAUUAAUACUUACUAUGGGAAGGUUACAAUACAUUUUUGUAAGUGCCGACAUGAACAUAAUGACAUCACACAUCCUCAUUAACGCUUAUGUGGGAAAUUACAUUCAUGAUACAAGCUGUUUAAGUUUUAACUAACCAAAAUCUGUUACAAUAACAGAAGGCACACUCUCAAUCUUCACAUCAGACUGUCAACUCCUCCUCAGUGCUUACUCAAGACAGCGCCCUAAACGGUGUUCUUACACAUACCAAAUGUUUACGGCACCCAUGUCACUCCACCCAUCCACCCGCAGAUCUCACUCCGAGCGGACGCUGUCAUGCUCCCAGCCUGUCUGCCAGUUCCUGGAAGCUCUUUCCCUUGAAUGGGCUUGCCGACAUUAUGAUUAAGUGCAUCUCUCUGUUAUCUUGUUCUUGGACUCGUCACCGUGGAGUGAGGUCACGCUGACGGUUCUAUGGCAUCUCGAUAUCUUCAGACGGAGUCUUCGCCAGGUCCCAAAUCACUACUGCUUAGGAGACUCCUGCAUCUUUUGCGCUUUGAAGGGAAUUUUCUCUCAGUUCCAGCAGAGUCGAGAGCGAGCACUGCCUUCGGAUAACCUGCGAAACGCUCUGGCUGAAACCUUCAAGGACGAGCAGAGAUUUCAGCUGGGCUUCAUGGACGAUGCUGCCGAGUGCUUUGAAAACAUCCUAGAAAGAAUUCACCUGCACAUCGCACCUGACAGUGAGACGGACGCCUGCACAUCCAAGUCCUGCAUCACUCAUCAGAAGUUUGCCAUGACGCUUUAUGAACAGUCGGUGUGUAGGAACUGUGGUGCAUCAUCUGACCCGCUACCCUUCACCGAGCUCGUGCACUAUGUGUCCACCACGGCCCUCUGCCACCAAUUUUAUGAUAGACGAGAUGAACGGAUGCGUCCGGACACGUUCGGUGAGCUGCUGCAGGCCGCCAGCACAGUCGGAGAUCUGCGAAACUGUCCGAGCGACUGUGGUCAGAAGAUGAAGAUCAGGCGCGUAUUGAUGAACUCUCCAGAAAUUGUGACCAUCGGGAUGGUGUGGGACUCUGAACAGUCUGACCUCACUGAAGAUGUCAUCCGAUCUCUUGGAUCACACCUCAACCUCUCAGGGCUGUUUUACCGUGUCACGGAUGAGCGUGCGAAGAAGAGCGAGCUGCUGUUGGUUGGCAUGAUCUGUUACUCCAGCAAACAUUACUGUGCCUUCGCCUACCACACCAAAUCCUCUAAGUGGGUUUUCUUUGAUGAUGCCAAUGUCAAAGAGGUUGGAACCAGGUGGAAAGAUGUGGUCGCCAAAUGUAUCAAAGGUCACUUCCAGCCCUUACUUUUGUUCUACUCGAACCCUGACGGCAGUGCUGUGACCAAAGAUGAAGCCCAGCGGCCCAGCAGCACCACCACCACCACCCAAAACAAGAGCUCGGUCAAUGGAGACGCACCAGGUACUCCUGUACUGGGUAGUAAGAAGUUGGAGUUGACUCGGGAGAAUCUGGCUGCGUUCUUCACGAAUCAUGGUACUCUGAAGCCAAAGUCUCAGCCGCCCUCGCUGUUCAGUCGUGGCAGUAAUCAGACCAGCGUUGGAAGAGGACCAGUGAAGAUGAACUUUGAUCCUAAGAGUCACUUGAGAGAGAUUUCGAGGGAGUUGAAAGAAGGCCGUACCAUCAACCUUAUCAAGAAGGAUUCUGACAGGUCGCAGGGCAAACCGGAAAUACAGAGAACGCAGAGACAGCAAGAUUUACCUCAGGAGAAGCCCUAUUCCCGUUCAUUGUCCCCUCCAGAAAACGGUUUCAAGCAUCUACAGUCUCGGCUCUACAGCAGUCAGGGCAUGGGCCCAACAAGGACCGAGAGCUCCCCCUUUAACAACAGCCUGCCCGACCGUCGGCCACGCUCCCAAUCCCACCCUCGUGUCCCGGUCCAUCCCCCCAGCGACGGACUCUCCCGAAAGAUAGAUCUCUACAACGGCUACGACACGGACAACAGUCAGGACUCUCGCACCUAUGGAGGUUCCCGCAGCCGAUGGAGGCCCAUGCGGGAGGCGCUCAAUGUCGAUAGCGUUGUCAAAAGCGACAGUAAUCAAAACUACCGCAACACUCCCAGACAGACCUCGAUUCAGGAGAGCGGGGAGUUGACGUGGGCCCGGUGCGAGGAGCGCAAACCCAAGAGUUUAAUGACCAUCUAUGAGGACGAGCAGAGGCAGGAUAUGGGCAGCAAGAGCUCGCUGGAGUCGGAAGGUCGGCCGCCUCCGGAACAGGAAAGGGUCAAGGGAACGGUCAACAGUCUCGCCUUUCGAAAUGAUAACUGGAAGAUGCAACGCACGGAGUCUGGAUACGAAAGCAGCGAUCGUCUCAGCAACAGCUCUGCUAACCUGGACUCUCCCGUGGUGGAGAAUUUGGGCAGCAAAGAAAUUCACUCAGUAUCAGAACGGGAAUACCAGCGGAGGUAUGAAGAUUCAAAGGCAGACAUCUUACCUUCGUCCAUCUUCUACGGUGACCAUCAAAAGAGACCUCUGGAUCACUCCACCAGUCCACGAAGACAAGCACUCCGAUACAACCCUUCUAAGGAACGAACUGAAAAUACCACAACAGAGCGAGUAGACGUAUUAAACGGGAACCCCGCUCCACCUUAUUUUAGCAAAACCAGCAGGUCCGAGUGGAAUAGCUCGGACGACCUCGCCGGCCCCUUUUCCGAGCAGGAAGAUUCCUCCUCACGCACCGUUACAACUCCUCAAGCUCCCACUCGGAAAUCGGCCCACGCCACAGCUCCACCGUUACCUCCCAAACCCAACGUUCUGACUUCAGAGAACCGCCGACGCCUCCCGCAGGAUCCCUCUCCGCCAAGCCCUCAUCGUCUUCCCCGGAACGGAUCGGCUCUGUCCCACACCAGCCUGCAGAAGUGGCUGGAAAACUCAUCCGAAUCGAACAUGCCCUUAUCAGACACAAGCUCCAAAUCGGGUUCGUCUGAUCAGGAGAGGAAUGAUCUCUCGGCUAGUGAGGGUGAAGAGAAGUUUGCCGCCGUUCCUCUGUCGGGCUCUCCUGUCUUUCCCACCACGUAUUUUUCUGUGGAUAGUUGCAUGACAGACACGUACCGUGCCAAGUAUCAUAAAAAGAGACCUGCUCUUUACAUGGUGGCAGACUCUAGAGAUCACACCUCAUCUGGUGAGAGUGAUUAUGGGGAGGGAGUUUCACCAGCUCCUUCUGAAACACUGACAACACAGCACUCCAGAGCGAUACCGGUACCAGUUCAUGUUGCCAGUAAAUCCACUGCAAAAUGGAACCUUGUUUCUGCGAAAGGCUUGGAUGAACAUGGCUACCUAUGACGACACAUCUCAUCUGUGAAAUACACGGUGGUAACGAAAGCAAAAAAACGACAUCCCUCUGCCUUUGACAUAUGGAUCAACAGACUUUAAAUUGCCUUCUUGUUUCUACAUUUUAAAAUUAUGCAUUUGAAGAGAGAGAGUAUGUAACGUCACAUUUUCAAGCCGAAAGAGACGUUUUAUAACUUUUUCCCGAAACACUCCUUUGACUACUUAGAUCUUUGACGUAGGAGGACUAAAGACUAACAAAACUAGCACUGAAAGUUUAAACUGUACAUUGGAAAUUUAAAACGCCCAUCAUGCAGUUAUUUGAUGCUCUGGUUUAGUCUUGAAUGGUUAAAUGGGUUGUUUUUGAGUUUUGGGGGGCAGAACUGGUAAUAUGUCUGAUUGUAUUUUCAGAGAGUGAAGCUGCUACACGUACUCAUGUUCAGUAAGAACUGCCUUUGAAAAGAGACAUUAUGCCUAUCUUAAUAUAUUUCAUGGCCUUGGUUUGUUGGUUUAGAUCUUAUUUUUUUAUGAAGUUCCCGAUCACUUUGGAUAUUUGCACCGUUAUGAUCAGCUCUGUUUAUUUUGACUAAUGUGCACAGAGAUUUAUAGUCGACACUGGAGAAUUAAAUAUACGAUUACUGAGACGAAUUCAUACAUGGUGUGAAAAUGUUCAUUUCUGAAAUGAUUUGGGCAUACCAAAGUGCUUUUGUUUUUUCUUUCCAUAUUUGGAACAGAACGAGUUGUACAUUUGAUAUUUGUGUUUGGUUUGUAUAAUGAUGUUUUGUAUAUUGUUGAGCGGACGCCACUAAAUUCAGUGCCUUAUUUUGUAUGUGAAGAUGGGAUGAUGAUGUUUUUAUCUGUAAACUGGUAACUUUUAAAUUCUUUUGUAUAAUGUAGUUCAUUUGGGUUGAUUAAGACCUUUUAAUAAACUGAUUUAUUUAAGCAUUA
Molecule: messenger RNA, 4913 nt
Organism: Triplophysa dalaica
Lineage: Eukaryota; Metazoa; Chordata; Actinopteri; Cypriniformes; Nemacheilidae
Product: inactive ubiquitin carboxyl-terminal hydrolase 53
Exons: 16
Coding region: 1314-3980 (888 amino acids)
Biological process (GO): response to auditory stimulus; sensory perception of sound; protein deubiquitination
Cellular component (GO): cell-cell junction
Molecular function (GO): cysteine-type deubiquitinase activity
Source: RefSeq, a predicted model, not a curated record